Brassica oleracea var. oleracea is the source of this 1148-nucleotide messenger RNA. RefSeq names its product transcription repressor OFP7-like. NCBI's taxonomy places the organism in Eukaryota, Viridiplantae, Streptophyta, Magnoliopsida, Brassicales, Brassicaceae. The transcript has a single exon. Gene Ontology annotation, biological process: negative regulation of DNA-templated transcription. The coding region runs from base 71 to 1015 and encodes 314 amino acids. The record is from RefSeq and is a predicted model, not a curated record.
AAAUGCUUCAUACUCUUCUUCACUUCUCCAUAAUACAUAGAAACAUGAGGAGAGAAAAUAAGAAAAAAUAAUGACGAAACGUUUCAAAUUAAAGAUAACAAGAAUCCUCUCCUUCAAGUCUUGCCGUUCAAAAGUUCCUUCCGAUCUCCCUUUCGAUCCUGUCCGUUCAUUUCCCCGCCCAUCUCCUCCACCGGCUAACCCCAUAACCACCGUGCCACAGCGUCGUCGUUCUACUUUAAGACAACACGUGUUUACCACUUUUGGCUGCGGCUCAAGUCGGAGACGCUCUUCUGCACCGUUGGCUGUUUCCAGGAGGAACUCACCGUCUUUGUCGCCGCCGCAGACGCCGACGUUUCAGUGGGAACGCGAGGGAAUAUGGCACGUGGUUACUCAAGAAGAUGGUGGAGAAUACGAAACGCCUCGUCGGAAAAUAUACGACGGAGAUGAUCGCCGACGUUUAGUGAAGAAAGAGAGAUACGCACGGCGGCGAGGGAGCACUUCCUCCGCCGAAGAAUACGAAGAGGAGACGGAGAGAGAGACUCUCUUACCAUCUUCCACAAACCUAUCGCCGGAAAGUUCCUCUUCGGGAUUGCCACGUGUUACCAGACGACGGAGAAACCAUCCGAGGAAGAAAAACACGUCGUUGGUUGUUGAGGAGAAAAGCGAGUCGCCUUCUCCUCCACCAUCUCCGGCAAGACUGUCGUCCUUCGUGCAGAGAUUAAUCCCGUGUACGGCGGCGUCGCCGGUUGUGAUGGAAGGAGUGGCUGUGGUGAAGAGAUCGGAGGAUCCGUACGAAGACUUCAAGGGAUCAAUGAUGGAGAUGGUAGUAGAGAAGAACAUGUUUGAAGUGGCUGAGCUUGAGCAACUUCUAAGCUGCUUCUUGACGCUAAACGCGAAACGCCACCACCGCGCGAUUGUCAAAGCGUUUUCUGAGGUUUGGGUUGCUUUGUUCUCCGGUGGCAAUAACAGCAGCCGAAGGUCCAGUGUUCGACUCUCUGAUUAUGAUGAAUGUUAGAAAAAAACAUAUAAUGUUUAUGUAAUUUCUUAACUCAAUUAUCUUUCUAAUUUUUAAUUAAGUGGUCGAUGUAAGGGGUAGAUUAAGCGGCUGUGUAAUGAUUUAAAACUGUAAUCAUUAUGUACCUUCUCCG